This is a messenger RNA of Purpureocillium lilacinum, 483 nucleotides long. The record is from RefSeq and is a predicted model, not a curated record. Lineage: Eukaryota; Fungi; Ascomycota; Sordariomycetes; Hypocreales; Ophiocordycipitaceae.
AUGGUAUGUUCUUCUCCUCGCCCCUCCUCUCCCGUCAACUCGCCCGCCGCGGCCAGCGGCGCGAGCGUCGGCCGGCCCUCUUCCCCGACUCCCCCCGGUGGCGCCCGAACUGCCAUCCGACGACGCGCUGCCGCCGACCAGAAGGAGAAGAUCGCCAAUGCCCGCCCGACGAGCACGAGGGCGGCUGGUGCUGGCGGCUCCAGCAGCACCAUGCUGAGUAUGUACUGGCUCUACACGGAUGAGUCUCCCGGCCUGAAGGUCGACCCCGUCAUUGUCCUGGUUCUGUCUCUCGUCUUCAUCUUCAGCGUCGUUGCUCUUCAUUGCCAAGCUCACCCGGCGGUUCUCGAGCUAAGCGAAGAACGAAAGCGCAAUGGCGGAUGUUUCGAACGAGACGAGCCCGCGGUCGGCUGUGUCUCAUUAGGCAAGCCUAGCCCGGAGCUUGGUCUGCGGACGAUGGUCGAGGGUCAGCGGGCAUCAUCAUGA